UCCCAAAUCAGUCUCUCCUCGGUCUCUCUCCCCCCUGCGCCGCCACCCCCACCGCCACGGCGCCUGCCGGUGAACCCCUCCGUUGGCGACCAUCGCGCUCGCCACCACCCUCCCCACCGCUCGGCUCCUCCUGCGCGGGCGCAUGGCCUCCUCCGCUUCCGUUGCGGUCCUCACCGCACCCCCCUUUCCCACUUGCCCCUCCUCCGACGACUCUGACGACGCCAAGCCCCUCCCGCCUCCACCCGCGUCGGGAGAAACCCGCCCUCCUCCGCAGCAUCAGCAGAGGCCGCGGUGGUGGCAGCUGGAGCGCGACUGCAACGUGGCCAUGAAGGCCCUGGCGCGUGCGGGCGAAGUCGACCAGGUGCUCGCCCUCUUCACCGAGCUCAGGGCUUCCAGAACCGGCCCGGGUGGUGCCUGGCCGCCCAGUGUGCUCUGCUACAACACUCUCGUCAACGCGCUCGCACAAGCUGGCCGCGUGGAGGAGGCACACGACGCGUUCGACGAAAUGCUUGCAGCAGGGGUGGCGCCCAAUGCAUCGUCCCUCAACAUCCUUGUCAAGCUGCAUUCGUGGAGAUCUGCGCGGUUUGACCUCGCGUACGAGGUGAUCAUCCGGUUGCAAGAGCUCGGGGUGGAAGCUGACGUGGGCACUUACUCCACGCUUGUCACGGGGCUGUGCCGUGUGGGGAGAGUGGGCGAGGCAUGGGGCGUGCUCGAGUGGAUGCUGGAAGUGGGGUGCCGUCCCAUGGUGCAAACUUAUACGCCCAUUGUACAGGGGUAUUGCCGUGAAGGUCGUGUCGACGAGGCCAAGGAGCUGAUGUCCACGAUGGAAAAUACUGGUUGUCCUCCCAAUGUAGUCACCUACAAUGUUCUGAUCAGGGCUUUGUGUGAUGCUGCCAGAUUUGACGAAGUCAGGCAGGUUUUAAUGGAUAGUAGAACCAAGGAUUGGAAACCCAGUACUGUCACCUACAACACAUUUAUGAAUGGUCUCUGCAAGAAAGGUAUGGCUAAGGAAGCACUUGAGCAGUUGGAUGUUAUGCUCGGCGAAGGGCUGGAUCCCACAGAUUUCACUUUGAGUAUUCUUCUGAAUUGCCUUUGCCAUGACAAGAGGAUUCAUGAUGCCGUAUGCUUGCUGGAGAGGAGCACAUCAUUGAAAUGCUAUGCUGGUGUUGUUGCAUACAACACUGUGAUGAGCAGGUUAGGUGAAAUGGGACAUUGGAUGGGUGUUCUAAAGUUGUUAACAGACAUGAUCAAGAGAGGUGUCAUGCCAAACACGAGGACGUUCAACAUUGUCAUUCGUAGUCUUUGCUUUCGCCGAAAGUUCUCCAUAGCCAAGAGCCUCGCAAGUAACCAAGGUUUUGCUGCAAAUGUCGUGACAUACAACACACUCAUUUAUUUUGUUUUUUACUACAGUCGAAAGCUCAGUGAGGUGAAGGACCUAAUAUUUGACAUGACAGCAGAGAGGAUUGCUCCAGAUGAAGUUACCUACACUAUAAUCGUUGAUGGAUUAUGCAGAGAUGGAUUUUUUGAUACAGCCACUAGUUACUUUCUAGAAUCGCUUGAGAUUGGACUGUCAAGGGAUCUUUUUGCUGUCCUUACAAACAGGCUUGCUCACAAUGGCAAAAUCUGGGAGACUAUUCACAUAUUCAAGGGAAUGGAAGAAAAAGGUUUAAUCCCUGACAAUUCUAUAUUUGACCUCACAAUCAGAAUAUUCUGUAGGGCUGGUUAUUGUCACGACACAGAUAUGUUUAAGCUUAACUUUAUUCUGGAUACGAUGUUGGGAAAGCAGUGAACUGAACCCUUGUGUAUCUAGGGAAGCCGGCAACAAUUGAAGACAUGAAUGAAGAGUCGACAUUACUAAAGAUACUGACACAUGUUGUGUCUGGCUUUUAUAACACUCUGUACAUGGUACGAAGAUGGCCACAUGCCUGUUCAUGUUAACAUAUUCCACACUGCCACUCGACAGAUGAAGUCUAACUGGUGAGUUCUGGAAAGAUUGCCAGACUUAGUUGACAACAUAGAAAGAUUUUUGUAGUGGGUACUGAAGUGAAAUUACAUUGAUUUACAUAAAUGGUGUUACUUUUGUAUCUGGUGUUGUAAAGUAGUAGUAAGAUCUAGCAAGAAAUAUUUAUAGCUGAUAUCAUAAUUCUCUUGGACA
Messenger RNA from Triticum aestivum (bread wheat), 2155 nucleotides. Its product is annotated as pentatricopeptide repeat-containing protein At1g09900. Bases 143 to 1789 code for a protein of 548 amino acids. Gene Ontology annotation, molecular function: mRNA binding; protein binding. The transcript has 2 exons. The record is from RefSeq and is a predicted model, not a curated record. Lineage: Eukaryota; Viridiplantae; Streptophyta; Magnoliopsida; Poales; Poaceae.